GAUGGUUUUCCAUAAAUUCCCGACACUUCAUUGCUUUGAAGCUUGAACAGAUCUCUGUGUUGUUGCUGCUGCUCCUCUUCUUAUUCUUCGUCUUCUUCUGGUCAAUCUUCUUGUUCUGUGAGAUCAUUUGCGGGCGAUUCGAAUUCUUUUAGGUGAUGGAUUAGAGCGGCGAUGAAGAAGGCGGAGCGCGUUGUCGAGGCGGCGGCGAGGAGCGGGUCGUCGCGGGCGAAAAGGCGGAAGGUGGUGGAGGUUUCAGGGCCGCGGGUGGUCCGCAUCUUUUGCGUUGACCACGACGCCACGGAUUCAUCUGGCGACGAGGGGGGCGGGUGUCGCCGCGUGCGGCGGGUCGUGCACGAGGUUCCGUUGGAAGGCGCGGCGGAGGCCGAGAAGGGAAGAACUGCAGCCAGGGCGAAAAGGCGGGCGGAAUUGCCACCGGCAGCGGCGGCGGAGGCUAAGGACGGUGUUGGCAAGGAGGGCGGCGAGCCGAAGUAUCGCGGCGUCCGGUGUCGGCCAUGGGGGAAGUACUCGGCGGAGAUCAGGGACCCAAUUCGGCGCAUCCGGUUGUGGCUCGGCACAUUCAACACCGCCGAGGAGGCCGCGAGGAGCUACGACUGCGCCGCCAUCAGGUUGCGUGGCCCUGGUGCCACCACCAACUUCCCCAUCGCGGCCGCUGCCACCAAGUCCGUCUCGUCUUCUCUGCCACCGCGGCGUCGUAAGUACUCAGACACCAACAUCGCCUCUACAUCCGGCGCGUACGACUCCGGAGAAGAAUCUCCUCCCGACGUCACAUCUCCGACCACCGUUCUCCGCGGCUUCGCCCCAUCCUCUGCCGCCACCGCCACCGUGCCGGAACAAAAGUUCAAACUCCCGGCUACGGCCUUCCCGGACAUCCCGCCGCCGUUGGACCUGGGCGAGUUCCUUCUUUUCAAAGAAGAGGAGGCUGUCUUCGAUGGCCUGCUAAGCUUCAACACCCCGGAGCCGCUCGGUUUCUUCCACGACCACGACGCGCCGAUCGACUUCGUGGAGGAGGACUUGGACGACGCCUUUAUCGGCUCAGGGCUCGAGGACUUCACCUCCGAUGAUCUUCCCGGUGACAUUGCCGACUAUUUCGCUGUCGACCCCUUCGCUGCCGUCUGAUCCUUCACAUCCCUUCGCCGGAUAGCGAUCAAUUGGCCAUUCUACAAAAAUUAUCCGAUCAUUUAUUAUUUAUUAUUUAUUAUUUUUUAAUUAUUAUUAUUAUUAUUAGUGUUAUCGUUAAAAAAAUGUCUCCGUUAAGCGACGUAACGGAUUCAGGCGAGUUUUCUAAGUAUUUCUUUUCGGAACCAAUAAAAGUAAAAAAGCUUAAUAGAUAGCUUAUAUAUAUUUUUUUAAAUGUAGUACUUGUGGGCCAGCCCAGGUCCCUGGAGGACACGUGGUGGUGAGUCAUAGCCACUUGACUCACUUGCCUCGAUCAUGCUGGUUAAUUGAUUGGACUGGACUAGUCAUGUUAGUUGAGCUAAUCAAGUUGAACUAUUUCGGUGGACACCAAUCAAAUUAGAUAUUGAA
Messenger RNA from Zingiber officinale, 1545 nucleotides. Its product is annotated as ethylene-responsive transcription factor CRF2-like. Gene Ontology annotation, biological process: regulation of DNA-templated transcription. Gene Ontology annotation, molecular function: DNA binding; DNA-binding transcription factor activity. The record is from RefSeq and is a predicted model, not a curated record. The transcript is spliced from 2 exons. Lineage: Eukaryota; Viridiplantae; Streptophyta; Magnoliopsida; Zingiberales; Zingiberaceae. Bases 172 to 1137 code for a protein of 321 amino acids.